AUGAGCGCGCAAACGAAUCCCCCGCUUGAGAAGGCGGUUGAUGCGCCGGCGAAAAACACCAGCGGGACGGAUAGCCCAUCCGAGGUUGAACUUGAGGAGAAUGCCAUUAGUGAGAAGUCGCUAUUAAGAAAGCUUGAUCUCAAGCUUUUGCCAGCAGUGGGCAUUUUGUACCUUCUCUCAUUUCUCGACCGAUCUAAUGUGGGCAACGCUCGAAUCGAAGGCCUUACUACUGAUCUCAACAUGAGUGGUAAUCAGUAUUUAACUGGUCUGACUCUGUACUUCAUCGGUUAUGUUCUCUUUGAGAUUCCAUGCAACAUCGUUCUGAAAAGGACCACUCCACGAUUCUGGCUUCCGACUCUGACUAUCGCAUGGGGCAUUGUCGCGACGCUCAUGGGAAUCGUCACCAACAUGGCCGGAUUCUUUGUCGCCCGCUUCUUCCUCGGUGUCACUGAGAGUGGUCUCUUCCCUGGAGUGGUGUACUACUUCUCGAUGUGGUACAAGCGUCGUGAGAGACAAUUCCGCAUCUCCCUCUUCUUCAGCGCUGCCUCUCUUGCCGGUGCUUUCGGCGGCAUCCUGGCAUGGGGAAUCGGUCACAUGAGAGUUGUAUGGAACAAUGGCUGGAGGUGGAUUUUCAUCUUAGAAGGUAUCGCGACUGUGGUCAUCGCGGUCGGUGCAUACUGGUUCAUCCAAAACUACCCGGACACAGCUGAAUUCGUUUCCGAUAAAGAGCGCCGCUUUAUCAGAGCCAGACUGGCCUCCGACAGCGAUGCUACGCACAACGAGAAGUUUUCAUGGAGCAAUGUGAUGGAUGCCAUCAAGGACCCGAAGUGCUGGUUGUAUGGUCUCGGCUUCCACACCAUGAGCUUGCCGCUGUACACAUUCUCCCUCUUCAUUCCUACGAUCAUUAAGAACCUCGGAUAUACUGCGGCCGUCGCCCAGCUCCUCACUAUUCCCCCUUACGCCGUCGCCUUCGUCACAACAUUGACAGUCGCGAUCUACUCUGAACGCACCGGCCGCCGCGCAUUCUUCAUUAUGGGAUCAUCAGGUGUUGCGGCAAUUGGUUAUAUUAUCCUCCUAGCCAACUCAGACCCUGCGGGCAAGCCCGGCGUCUCGUACCUUGGGACUUUCUUCGCAGCUGCGGGAAUCUACCCCGCCACCGCUCUGGUCCUCUCGUGGCCGGCCAUCAAUGUAUCCGGGCAAACAAAGCGUGCUGUAGGCAACGCUAUGCAAAUCACUAUUGGAAAUUUGGGAGCUGUGUUGGGAACCCAAUUGUAUCGCGCCAAUGAUGGUCCAAGGUAUAUUGUCGGCCACUCUUUCGCCUUGGGGUAUCUUUUGGCGAAUAUCGUCGUCUGCGGGAUCUUGUAUUUUGUCUUGAAAGGUGAGAAUAAAAGACGCGAGGCUAUUGCACCGGAAGUUCAAGCAAUUGGGAAUUUGGAGGAUUGGCCUGGUGAUAAGGAUCCCAGAUGGAGGUUUCAAUAUUAG
Colletotrichum godetiae is the source of this 1482-nucleotide messenger RNA. Its product is annotated as major facilitator superfamily transporter. Gene Ontology annotation, biological process: transmembrane transport. Gene Ontology annotation, cellular component: membrane. Gene Ontology annotation, molecular function: transmembrane transporter activity. The coding region runs from base 1 to 1482 and encodes 493 amino acids. The transcript is spliced from 7 exons. The record is from RefSeq and is a predicted model, not a curated record. NCBI's taxonomy places the organism in Eukaryota, Fungi, Ascomycota, Sordariomycetes, Glomerellales, Glomerellaceae.